Mercenaria mercenaria is the source of this 4488-nucleotide messenger RNA. Its product is annotated as NXPE family member 4-like. The record is from RefSeq and is a predicted model, not a curated record. The transcript has 7 exons. Lineage: Eukaryota; Metazoa; Mollusca; Bivalvia; Venerida; Veneridae. The coding region runs from base 1 to 1701 and encodes 566 amino acids.
AUGAGUUAUGGACACACACUGGCGGUUCUUUUGGUACUGUUAGUGAGUUUUCUAUUCUUCGUCUUCAAUGAUACACCCAUAACAAGCACUGCAAGUCAAUUAUUAUUGUCACAACUAAAUACUACAGAACAAACACUGAGUUGUGCGGCAAAGGUCUAUGGUAUAUGUGACCCGCAUGAUCCCAGGUUUUACAACAUUAUACUAGAAGAAGAAGCGCUCAGAUUCGAGCCUUGCCAAGAUAUAAAUAAAACCGCUUCUGUACAACACUCAAAACUAACACUAAAAGACCGUGUAAAUAGGACAUACAAUAUUGGUGAAGAAAUUAUAGCUUUGGUGAAACUAUACAAUGGUUAUGGUAAACGUAAACAUAGUGGUGGAGAUCAUUUGAGAGCGACGCUAGAAAACAAAAAACAUAAGGCAUCGGUCCCUUGUGUGGUGACUGACAAUAGAGAUGGAACACAAACGGUGGCGUGUGAGUCAUUAUGGACCGGGACGGCAACAAUAAAUGUACUUCUAGCAUAUACAAGGGAGACAAUUACAUCAAUCUAUCGGAUAAGAACACAAGUUUUAGCCACUAGAAACAUAUAUGGAAUGUUCAGGUGUAGAACUUACAGCUCACAAAUUUCCUACAGCGAAGAUACUAUCUGUCAUCCGAACCAUACCUAUCUGUUAAAGCUUACAAACUACACAGAACUUUGUAAUAUGACAUACAUCAACUCAGGGAUGCCGUUUUAUUGCGGUAAGCCAAAGGAUGAGCAUUUGCUGUGCCAAGACUUGGAGCUCGUAAGAACGCGGCAACCAUUUCCAGAGCUUCCGGUCACAGAAUGCGAGGACACAUUAUUGAAAAGCGGACAAAGAGCAUUGAAGCAAACUUUAACGGUUAAUGUACAGAACAGCAAUGGAAAUGAUAGUGUAUCUAUCAUAGACAAACCGUCCGUACCUUGUUCAGAGUACAACAUUGCCCUUUUAUGGCAGUCGGGACAACCAACUGGCUUCUUCUAUAAUGGAGAAUGGAUUCUGCGAAACUGUCUCGGUUUCCAUGAAAAUCGGUACAUGAACUGUCUUAGAAAUAAGCGUUUAUAUUUAUUUGGUGAUUCUACGAACCGGCAAUGGUAUACAGCAAUAAUGAAGCGUUUUAAAUGUCCAUCUGUUACAGAGAAAUGGGAUUUUGAAAAAUGGCAUAAAGACGCAGAGUGCUACAAUAAACGAAUUAAUUUCAAAGCAGGCUGGUACCCGCAUGCCCAGCCGUUUUACGUCGGAGAAUUUUGGGACGACGCAAAAUACACUUUAUAUUCCAUCUCGCGGCGUAUAGACAAUAUACCACGGACUGAACAUGCUAUUGUCAUAAUACAUUGUUAUUUGCAUUUUGUGUCAUUUCAUCAUAGCGUUUUUAAACAAAGAAUCGAAAUCAUUCGUAAUACCGUUGAAAUGUUUUUAGCAAAUAACAAACAUUCUAUAGUUAUGAUAAAAGCACCACAUACAUUUGAAGAUUCGUCAGCCGGAAGAUUGAGAAUCAAUGAUUAUUUUGGUUAUGUUUACAGUAAAAUUCUAUAUGAAGAAUUUGAAGGUUUACAUGACCGAGUUGUUUUGUUGAAUAAUAGAGACACUACUAUAGCCCAGCACGUGAAAUGGAAUCACCCACCUGAUAACGUUGUAAAUGCUAUGAUUGAUCAAAUGUUAAGUUUUGCAUGUGAUCGGUGAAACUGAUUCAAUUGAAUUAAAUGCUGUUUUUGUGCGUUGAGACGGGUAUAAACAUAAACUGCGCGAGAUAUGUCUUUUUGAAAAUACAAAUUUCUGUCUUCUCUCUAGCCCAAACUUUUUCUCGAAAUACAGCUUUUUGAAAUGUUCAGUUUGAUCCCCCAACAUGCUCGCACGAAUCCAUUAUAAUUAUUAUUAUUAUUAUUUUUUGUUGGAAAAUUGAAAUUUAGAUUUUAGACCCGGUUUGAAGUUACAUAUUGGCUCGAAGUUAGCGUUUGGUCUCCUAGCUAACUGAGUUCGAUGCCAACUCGAAAUACUGCCUUUCGAAAAUUGAAAUUCUGAUUCUCAAACUAUUUAAAAUCGGUCAGAUUGAAUUUAAACAAAAUAACACGCUGGAGCUGCCACUGAGAGCGCAAUUUAGCGGGUUUACAGGAAACCAGUCUUAACCGUUAGGAAACGUAAAGUUUGUAAGAAGUCACUGAUAUUAUACAAGUAGGCUUCUUUUAAAAAAAGAAACCAAGGAGAGGUCCAGUGUUGCUUCUUUUUAAGUUAUAUCAGAGACAUAGAUCACAAUCGUUAUCUAUGUCUCUGGUUACAUGUAUAUGAUAGGUUGUGCUAUAGACGAAAAACAGUUUCCCUGUUGCAGGUCACUGUGACCUAUUAGGUUAUAAUGCAGUAAUUCGGUCAAAAAUGUGCUUCCGUGGUGUAGAAGAAAGAAGUCCCUAAUAAAUAGAUCCUAAUUUUUCCCUUUUUCGCGCAUUUGCGCGUAAAUCGGGGACCAAAUGGGCAUUAUUUUACUCGUGGAAUGAAUUUUACAUAAAAUAGGACACUUUUCAUGCUAAUAUUCGCAUGUUUUUGAGUUGUUUACUUGAAAACGAAAGUAGGGUGUUUAUUCUGCGGACCGCUUUCUGAAAUGCGGCAAUAUGAGGGUACCUGACUUCAGUUGACUUGCAUUUCACUGCAUACUAUUCAACACCCCUUUUUCUUUUCGUUUUCUUGAAGCAAAUGUAUGGAUAUCUUGUGGAAAAUAGGUCUACGACGGAGUGAAAAUCUAGAAACUGUAACAAAAUUGUUCUGAAGUAGCUGAAUUUUAUAUGAAACAAAGAACAAUUUGUUUUAUUGGUAUAUAGCCUAUUAGGGGUCAUAGUCACUGUGACCAUGACCUAAUGACCUCAAAAUCAAUAAGUCAUCUUCAGGUUAUGACCAACCGCCAAUCCGACUGUAGGCCCAAGCAUUUCCUAGUUACUGAAUUGAAUUUAAAAAUGUUCAAAAGCUACCACUGCAAUAAUUGUACACUGAACAUGGCCUUGGCGAAAGCUAUCAAAUUAGCAUGUUACCAUUUUUGCGAGAACCUCACCUGACAGGCUUAUUUGUCAACUGCCCCGUUCGUUUGCGCCCGAGAGAAUAGCUUAGAAGAAAAUCCCAAUCGAACGGACGUUUGUAGGAAGUGAUAAAUUAUAUCAUCCUUUUUUCUAAUGUAUUUUUUUCAGAGAUUUUUUUAUUAAGAUAAGAUAAACUUUAUUUAGCGUCGAUUAUAACAAACAUGUAAACAUUAGCUAAUACAAACUAUUUUCCGACAUAACAUGAUUAAACUACAUUAUUCUAUUGUUAAUGUGCUAUUUGAAAAAGAAAUCCUGACCAUUUUAUUUGUUCUAGUCUAUUACUCAGUUUGUAAAGUUUAUAUGUCGAAUUGCCACCUUGUUUCGAUCACGUGAUUAACAUCUCCGACUAUCGAAGCUCGGACUAUCGAAGCUCGGAAGAACUCUUCUCAUUCCGGCAGAUCUCCCGAACGGGGCAAACGAACCCGCUAGUUGAACAAUAAAUUCAUUUAACUGGACGAAAUACAUUUUAAUGUGAUUCAGUUCAUAUGCAUAUAUCUUUGAAUACUGCGAACACAGAAUAGUAAAUAUAUAUCUAUAUAUUUAUUUUGUUAAUAACUGAACCGUUUCCAACAUUUGUAACAAUAGUAUUACACUAUAUUUCUUUAUUUUAAACGAACAAUUAUUUUCGUCUUAGAGGAUUUCAAAACUUACUUGUGCGCAAGCGCAUUUUGGGCCAUUUUAGACUGGCUCACCGUAAUUUGCGGUAGAAAGUGAAAUCUAACGCCGUAAAAUCAGUAGAUUAGUCUAAAUCCUCCUAGUCUAAAAGCAAACUAUGGAGAGGUCUUGAUAGACCUCUCCAAUGAGAAUGGUCGAAUUUUAGCGAUAACGAAAAUUUACGGAAGUUGCGUGUAGAGAAGCAAAUUAUUGUUUUCUUUUUCAAAUCAUUUUGAAUAAUCUAUAUAGUCACCAGAGGCUUUGUAAAAUUAUAUUUCUAAAGUAUAAUUGAUAUUGUAUUCCUUUGCACAACCCGUGAAUUAUAAUGUGUGCAGUAAUUGCAGUACAGUCAAACCUGUGUCAAAGACCACCUCUGAACAGAGAACACCUGCCUCUAAACAAAGGCACUUGAAGGUCUAUCAAUAAAUAUAUACAUUAUCGUAUCCCACCUACCUAAUAUACUAUGAAAUAGUACUGGAUCUCAUUCAGAGAUCGAACCUGCAUAUACAUUUUUAUUGAUGGAGCUUCAAACACCUGUGCUCUAAAGACUAAAUGUUUUGUUUCGCAUUUUAACAUUUACAGUGUAUUUUAACCUGUGAAUAAAGACCACCUCCCAAUAAAGACCACAUUUUGGUUCUCCAAAGGGUGGUCUUUAUAGACAGGUUUGACUGUAUCUUAUCUUUAUUUUGCAGUGAUAGUUACCGUUAUUUCAGUGUUAUGUUUUACGCCUAAUUAUUAUGGAUAAUAAAGAACG